CACGAGCACUGUUUCCACUCCACACUCACCAUGGCCAACACGACGCUCCGUGUCCCCCUCCUCCCCUUCUCAGGCGGGUGGGCCUCAAUCCCCCUCGCGAGCUGGUGGGCGCCGCUAGCCCUCACGCUCGCCUUAUGGCUGAUCUCACGACUGCUCAAACCGCCCCACUCGCCGCGCAACACGCCCGAAGUCCGCGCGCUCCCCGGCCCCGCCCGCCCGCGCUUCGGCUGGCUGCUCGGCAACAUGGCGCAGCUCGCCGACCACCGCGAGACGCUCAUCCACCCCGACUGGUUCCAGUGGGGCUGGACGGGGGUGUACGAAAGCCUGUUCGCGCAGAAGCGGAUCUACACGUUCGACCCGGCUGCCGUGGGGUACAUUUUCGCCCACCCCGACGAGUUUGAGCGCCCGCGCGAUCUGCGCACUAUCCUGGGACACAUUAUGGGCGCGGACAGCCUCGUGGUCAACGAGGGCGAGAAGCAUCGGCGCAUGCGCCGCGCGCUAAAUCCCGCGUUUAGCGCCGGGGCUAUCAAGGAGAUGAUGCCCGCCAUGCUGGAGAAGGCGGGGGAGAUGGUUGCGCUCUUCGAGCGCCUGAUUGACGAGGAGGCGCUCGAGAGCUAUGCGGCGCGCGCGCCCGCCCCAGAGGACCGCGUGCCGGGCGCACGCAAGAUUGACGUGUUCAAGUUCGCCGGCAACCUCACCACGGACAUCAUCGGCAUCGCGGGGUUCGAGCACGACUUCAACUCGCUCUCGCCGGAGGACGACAGCCCCGCGCUUCUAGCGAAUAGGUUUAACCGUCUCGUCGACGCCGCGAACGGCAUGGUGCUCCUCACCGAGGCGCAGAAUAUCAUGCCUGUGCUGGACAAGAUCCCGACACAGAGCCGGCGCGUGAUCGGCGAAGUGCGCGGGCAGAUGGAGCGGCUCUCGGAUACACUUUUCGCGCGGCGCAAGGAGGUCGGAUACGACCCCGGUGCCAAGGACCUCCUCUCCCUUCUCGUCAAGAGCGCGAGCGCCACCAAAUCAGACGCGGCGAUGUCGCACGACGAAGUGCGCGCUCAGAUGGCGUCUCUACUUUUCGCGGGGAGCACAACGACCGCCGCGACAAUCAGCUUUAUCCUCUUCGAGCUCGCCAAACUCUCCGAGUGGCAGGAGAAGCUGCGCGCCGAGGUGCUCGCGGGCCACGCCCGCCCCUCCUUUGAGGCGCUCAACGCGUUCCCCCUCCUCGACGCCGUAAUCCGCGAGACCCUCCGUCUGCACCCGCCCGCUAGCUGCACGUGCCGCGCAACGACGAAAGACAUGGUGCUCCCCCUCGCCAAGCCCAUUCCCCUGCGCGACGGCCGCACAAUCGACGCCCUCCCUGUCAGCAAGGGCUCGUACUUCUUCAUCUCGAUGGUGUGCCUCAACCGGCUGAAGGAGAUCUGGGGCGACGACGCCGAGGAGUUCAACCCUGCGCGGCACGCUGACCCGGCUCUACCACGGAUGCAGGUGCCGGGGGUGUGGGGAAACGUGUCGUCGUUCAUCUCAGGGCCGCACGCGUGUAUCGGCUACCGGCUGGCGAUUAUCGAGAUCAAGGUCGUACUGCAUGCGCUCCUGCGUGCGUUCGAGUUUGAACUCCUCCCCUCCAGGCCGCACAUCCAGCAUUUUUCCAGCCUCGCGACACAGCCGCAGGUGAAGGGCGAGCCCGGAGGUCAAAUGCCACUGCUUGUCCGCAGACACCGCGUCUAGGCAACGCACGAGGGUGGGAGAGGAGUGUAUGUGUUUCCGGGUCAAGGACGAUCAUGAUUCUGGAGGCAAGGUGGAUCAGGCGCACAUGCAUGCACAUUGACUGAG
Cutaneotrichosporon oleaginosum is the source of this 1827-nucleotide messenger RNA. RefSeq lists its product as uncharacterized. Gene Ontology annotation, molecular function: oxidoreductase activity, acting on paired donors, with incorporation or reduction of molecular oxygen; iron ion binding; monooxygenase activity. The record is from RefSeq and is a predicted model, not a curated record. Lineage: Eukaryota; Fungi; Basidiomycota; Tremellomycetes; Trichosporonales; Trichosporonaceae.